Molecule: messenger RNA, 842 nt
Organism: Vanrija pseudolonga
Lineage: Eukaryota; Fungi; Basidiomycota; Tremellomycetes; Trichosporonales; Trichosporonaceae
Exons: 2
Coding region: 133-591 (152 amino acids)
Source: RefSeq, a predicted model, not a curated record
CUUUACUCGAGCAUCUCUCUCUCUCAUCCACAACGACAGAAGUCGCUCCACAGCAACAGCAACUACUACAUCAACUACACAACAAGCACUUUGCCACUGAGAACUUUUGCGACACAAACCAACGCACAGACAAUGAGCCACGCCGACACGACCAUCGCCCAGCUCAUCUCGCUCGGCCUCUCCGAGUCGGACGCACGCGCAGCCGCCGAAGCGCUGGGCGACGACGCACCCUCCUACCUCCCCUCGCUGCCCAACGCGUCGCCGCCCGCGCCGACAGGCUACACGCCGCUCGCGGACGACCUGCCAGCGUACGAGCCGACCGACGCCGAGCGCGCACGCCGCGCGCAGCUCGGGCGCGAGGAGUUCCUGCAGCGCGAGCAGGCUCUGCGCGAGCUGUAUGCGCGGUACCAUGCCGAGCGGCGUGCGAGCGUCGCGAGCGUCAAGGUGGUCGAGGAGGAGCGCGAGGUGCCCUCUGGCAUGAGGGGCAUGGGGCGCCGCAUGAGCGACGCGGUCAAGAACGCCGAGUCGACCUGGACCAAGAAGUCGGCAAAGUACUACAUGCCCAUGCUGAGCCGCUGGGGCACGCGUUAGAGGAGUGGAGACGAGAGAUGUGGCCAGGAGGCCACGACGAGGUGGAUGCCGGACAUCGCACGAUUGUAUGAGGAGCACACACACACCAUUCAGCUGUCGGACCAUACCCGACACGCCCGUUGUACGAAGCCAGCAGCAGUCAAGAGAGAUAUGUACGCCGAGUAUGCAGCAGACACGACGAGAGCGCAGAGGCAAGAGUUGGGUGCAGCAGCAGCAGUGAACGAGCUAGUUGCAUGCAUGAGUGUCGAUGC